AUGGCUGACAUCGCAUCGCAACCUGUUGCCAACUGGGCGGACUCUGAGAAUGAAUUACCGGUGCCAGUCAUCACCAAGAACGCCGACGGCACCAAGACUGUGGUGUCGUUCCGCGUGGGGCCAGACGGCAAGAAGUACAAAGUCAUACAGAAGGUCAGAGAGACCAUAGUCAAGGAGACCGUGCAUCCAGCGGUCGCCGCGCGCAAGCAGUGGACGAAGUUCGGCGAGGAGAGAGAUUCCGCGCCGGGCCCAGACAUGAGAACCACCCAGAUCGGCGAGGACGUGCAGUUGAACCUCGGGACCGCGUGGAAGGACUUGGAGAAGGAGGCAGAGGAGAAGAAGGCAGAGGAAAGCGCCAAGAACGCAACUACACAGAGAAUCAAGUGUCGUACCUGUGGCGGGGACCAUUUCACGUCCAAAUGUCCAUUCAAGGAUACGCUCGGCGUGGACUCCGAGGCCAACGCGGCCGCGCCGUCCGCGACACCGGAGCCAGAGGCGAACAGCAGUGUGUUCGUGCCACCGCAUCUCAGAAACAGGAAGCCAGGCGAUGCGCCAGCUGUGGGCAGAGGCUACGAAGACAGAGACGACUCCACCACCUUGAGAAUUACGCAGUUGAACGAGAUUGUCGAUGAGGACACGUUGAGAGACGAGUUGUUGCGUCCUUUCAUGUUGAAGAGAGUCACCGUUGUCAAGGACAGAAUGACCGGUAGAUCCAAGGGUGUUGCCUACGUGUCCUUCAUGUCGGUUGACCAGGCCCAGGCUGCGAUUGACAGAUUCGACGGUAAGGGUUACCACAACUUGAUUAUCCACUUGGAGUUCUCCAAGCCAAAGAAAUAG
Messenger RNA from Babjeviella inositovora NRRL Y-12698, 837 nucleotides. RefSeq names its product translation initiation factor eIF3 subunit g (gene TIF35). The transcript has a single exon. NCBI's taxonomy places the organism in Eukaryota, Fungi, Ascomycota, Pichiomycetes, Serinales. The record is from RefSeq and is a predicted model, not a curated record. Gene Ontology annotation, molecular function: RNA binding; translation initiation factor activity. The coding region runs from base 1 to 837 and encodes 278 amino acids. Gene Ontology annotation, cellular component: cytoplasm; eukaryotic translation initiation factor 3 complex.